Messenger RNA from Mauremys mutica (yellowpond turtle), 2217 nucleotides. It is a transcript of the gene PEX5L, whose product is annotated as peroxisomal biogenesis factor 5 like. Gene Ontology annotation, cellular component: cytosol; peroxisomal membrane. NCBI's taxonomy places the organism in Eukaryota, Metazoa, Chordata, Testudines, Geoemydidae. Gene Ontology annotation, molecular function: protein binding. Bases 31 to 1800 code for a protein of 589 amino acids. The record is from RefSeq and is a predicted model, not a curated record. Gene Ontology annotation, biological process: protein import into peroxisome matrix, docking. The transcript has 13 exons.
GGCUCUAGGGCGGCAGAUAAGGCUGUUGCCAUGGUGAUGAAGGAGAUACCGAGGGAGGAGUCUGCAGAGGAAAAGCCCCUCCUUACUAUGACAUCACAGCUGGUGAAUGAGCAACAAGAAAGCAGACCCCUCUUGAGCCCCUCCAUUGAUGACUUUCUCUGUGAAACCAAACCAGAAGCCAUUGCCAGGCCAGUAACAUCAAAUACAGCUGUAUUAUCAACCGGUCUGGAUCUCUUGGAUCUGAGUGAACCUGUCUUACAAACCCAAAGCAAGACAAAGAAGUCAGAGAAUGCAUCAAGAGGUGAAAACUUAAAGCCUUCAACCCACAGAAAGAAGACAGACAACUCAGACCUUAUAAAUGUGGAUGCUGAGCAGAAGGUCCAGACUGGGAGAGCGCCAGAGAAAUCAUCAUUAGAUUUAGUAAAUAUUCAGACACAGCUCGAGAAAUGGGAUGAAGUGAAGUUUCAUGGAGAGAGGAACGCCAAGGGCCAUUCAGCUACAGAACGAAAAUCUUCAUCAUCUAGAGCUCCAUCAAAAGAGCUUUUAUGGUCUACAGAGAACAGGUCCCAGUCUGAGCUGACUAGUGUCAAAAGUGCCUUGGAGUCCAAUUCCGCAUCAGAUUUAGAAUUAGUACCUGCAACACAGGCACGAUCAACCAAAGAGCAGCGUUGGGGAGGUUCAUUCCUCUCCAGAAAUCACUCCUUGGAGGAGGAAUUUGAAAGAGCAAAGGCAGCUGUUGAGUCAGACACAGAGUUUUGGGAUAAGAUGCAAGCUGAAUGGGAAGAAAUGGCUCAGAGAAACUGGAUUUCAGAGAACCAAGAAGCACGGGGCCAAGUAACUGUCUCAACCAGUGAGAAGGGCUAUUAUUUUCAUACCGAAAACCCUUUCAGAGACUGGCCUGGUGCGUUUGAGGAAGGACUGAAAAAAUUGAAAGAAGGAGACCUGCCCCUCACUAUCUUAUACAUGGAGGCUGCCAUUCUACAAGACCCCGGUGACGCAGAGGCCUGGCAGUUUCUUGGUAUAACACAGGCAGAGAAUGAAAAUGAGCAAGGAGCUAUUGUCGCCCUCCAAAGGUGCUUGCAGCUACAGCCAAACAAUUUAAAAGCUCUGAUGGCCUUGGCUGUGAGCUACACUAAUACUGGCCAUCAACAGGAAGCCUGUGAAGCUUUAAGAAACUGGAUAAAGCAAAACCCAAAAUACAAGUAUAUAAUGAAGAGCAAAAGAGGGUCUCCAGCACUUACCAGGAGAAAGUCUGAGCCAUCAAAAGAAAGUUCAUUACUCGAAGAAGUAAAGGAAAUGUACCUGGAGGCAGCUCACCAGAAUGGUGAGAUGAUAGACCCUGACUUGCAAACAGGACUUGGAGUGCUCUUCCAUCUGAACAGAGAAUUUAACAGAGCAAUAGAUGCAUUUAAUGCUGCCUUAACUGUUCGGCCAGAGGACUAUUCAUUAUGGAACCGCCUUGGAGCAACCUUGGCAAAUGGGGAUCGAAGUGAGGAAGCUGUGGAGGCAUAUACUAGAGCUUUAGAAAUUCAGCCAGGCUUCAUUAGGUCCAGAUACAAUUUGGGAAUAAGCUGCAUCAACCUAGGAGCUUACAGAGAGGCUGUCAGCAAUUUUCUCACUGCUCUCAGCUUGCAAAGAAAAAGCAGGAAUCAACAGCAGGUUCCCCAGCCAGAAAUUUCAGGCAAUAUCUGGGCAGCUCUCAGAAUCGCUCUGUCUAUGAUGGACCAGCCAGAACUAUUUCAAGCCGCUAAUUUGGGUGAUCUGGAUGUUCUGUUAAGAGCUUUUAACCUAGAGCCAUAAAAAAAAAAAGCAGCCAAGUCACUAAGAUGUAUUAGGAAAUGCAAAACUCUUUCAUUACCAGUUUCAAAAUGACCAAGGACACUUUCCAAAAGAUCGUGGGCCAUAGAACACUAGGGGAAGUUCUACCAGACAUCACCUAAUUCCUGGAAAUCUUCAAAAGCACAAAACUUUGUAAAUAGUAUUGAACUCAAAUGAAGGAUUAAAAUGAACAGCAGCUAAUCUGACAAAGACCUGACCUAGAUGAAGCAGUCAUACCCGAAGAACCUUCAUCCCGUGCAAGAUAUGCACAUAUAUACACUCACACCUAUACAGAAAAAAUAUAUUUAAGACAAAAACCUAAUAAUCAUUGUUGCACAUUAGAGUGGGAAGCAGCACAUCAAAGGAACCGUAUUGCUCACUGCACUAAAUUGACACCGC